AUGUUGAGCUCACACUGCCAGAGAUUGAUUGUUGCCGCCGGGCUCACUGAUCUUCUGAGUGUAAACUGUGCACACUUGACAGCGUUCAGAAACCUGUGUUCGAAGCAAGCAAAUAUAUUCUUAACACAUUGGAUAAACGGAGGAUUUUAUGCACUCGAAUCUGCUUUUGUUAUGAUACACAGAAACCGUGUGGAUGAAAUUUUAAAGGGUAUAAUGCACAAGGAUACAUGUGCAGACGACUUAGACAAUCUUCCACGGAUAUUUUUGACAGGAGCUCACAGCGCAAGAAAUAUCUAUAGAUGUGAUGGAAGACGAGCAAUUGUUUUAAUUGGUCAUAUGUUUUUGAGAAUGCACGUUUUGAAAUAA
Caenorhabditis elegans is the source of this 366-nucleotide messenger RNA. RefSeq names its product F-box associated domain-containing protein (gene F55C9.15). Lineage: Eukaryota; Metazoa; Nematoda; Chromadorea; Rhabditida; Rhabditidae. The record is from RefSeq and is marked reviewed. Bases 1 to 366 code for a protein of 121 amino acids. The transcript has a single exon.